CGCUUCGCCCUUCGCUCCGGUUCCUGGAAAGCUGGCGCGGGAUCAAGAGGCAACACCUGACCAUGAAGCGGCUGCUGCUCCGGGGAUGCCCUGCCGCUACCAGGCGGCUCCUGAACCAGCCGCUUCCCCGCACCAGCCUCCCGCAGCGAUGCUACUGCGCCGCCUCUGCCCAGCGGCGGGGGCUGCUCUUCCGACAGCUCUUUGAGUCAGAAAGUUAUACUUACACUUACCUGCUGGCGGAUGUGAAGACAAAGGAAGCCGUUCUAAUAGACCCCGUUUUGGAAACUGCCAAACGCGAUUCAACAUUGGUGAAGCAACUUGGACUCAAUUUGCUUUACGCAGUCAACACCCAUUGCCACGCUGAUCAUAUCUCCGGUACGGGACUCCUGAAGCAACUCCUUCCGGGUUGUCGUAGUGUCAUCUGCAAGGACAGUGGGGCUGUCGCUGAUCUCCUGAUCCAGGAAGGCUAUCGCCUCCAAUUUGGAGCUUUCGCAUUACAAGCUCGUGCCACCCCUGGCCACACGGAUGGCUGCCUGACCUAUGUGCUGAAUGACAACACUAUGGCUUUUACAGGAGAUGCCUUGUUGAUCAGAGGAUGUGGCAGGACUGACUUCCAACAAGGUUCUGCAGAAACCCUGUACAACUCAGUCCACAAGAAAAUAUUCACCCUUCCAGGGGAUUGCCUGAUCUAUCCUGCCCAUGAUUAUACAGGCCAGACGGUGUCUACAGUGGAGGAAGAACGGACUCUUAAUCCCCGUCUGAUCUUGUCUAAGGAGGGUUUCGUUGAGCUUAUGAACAACCUGAACCUACCCAAACCCAAAAAGAUUGAUUUUGCAGUUCCUGCAAACCUCAAAUGCGGAAUCCAGGAUGUUCCUGUUUAAGGCAGUGUCUCCUUUCUCAAGAUCAACAAUAUUCUGGGCCUCUAGAAAGCCCCCAGUGUCACUUCUACACUCUUGUGCAAAACACAAGCGAAGACAACAACAGUCAAAUGCAACUUGUUCGCUUCGAAUUCUUGAACUGAUUCCAAAACGAAGAUAGACCCACCUUAUAACUCCAGUUUCCUUGCUUUAAUCUAGUGAUAUCUUUAUUA
Messenger RNA from Notechis scutatus (mainland tiger snake), 1090 nucleotides. It is a transcript of the gene ETHE1, whose product is annotated as ETHE1 persulfide dioxygenase. The record is from RefSeq and is a predicted model, not a curated record. Gene Ontology annotation, molecular function: sulfur dioxygenase activity. NCBI's taxonomy places the organism in Eukaryota, Metazoa, Chordata, Lepidosauria, Squamata, Elapidae. Gene Ontology annotation, cellular component: mitochondrion. Gene Ontology annotation, biological process: hydrogen sulfide metabolic process; glutathione metabolic process.